UAAUGUAAUUUUUUGUUGUUCUGUGUGUGUUGCAACUGGGUCGUUAUGUCCACCCCGCAGAAAAUCUGUUAUUUCUGUUGCUCCCAUUUGUGAGCUCCCACUCCCUUCUGCCCUUCUCCACCACUCCCCCCCUCCCCGCACCAGUGUUAUAAUUGUUUCGAUUGGGGAUUUUUUUCCUUUUUCAUCAAAAGAUGCGGUGUAAUUCUCCAUGUCAAGCUGCAGAAAUGGAAGAUCCACGCAAUGUUGAGAUCAUGGGCAUUUAUGAGUCGAUAUUAGAAAGGAAGCGUCACGACAGUGAAAGAUCCUCUGGCAGUACAUUGGAACAGAAUGAUAUUGAAGCUGUGGAGGCUCUUGUUUGUAUGAGUUCCUGGGGUCAAAGGACCCAAAAAGGGGAUCUCUUAAAAAUUCGACCACUGACACCUGCUUCAGACACAGAUUCUGUGCACUAUGAAUCUGUUCCCCCAAUGUUGCAGAGGGACUACCACUCAUUGUCUUUACUUUGUAUGACUCCACCACACAGUCCUGGUGAAUCAGGUAAUGCUGCCCUGGUGCCACAACUUACUUACGCAAAGCCAACAGCGGUCACUGUAAACACUGGAGUCUACACAGUGAACACCAUGACCACAAAGCCUAUCGCAGUGAACAUUCAGGAGUUUUCAUGUGAGAAGCCUCUUUCAGCUGAACCUAGUGUUGCUCAUCACUGCAGGUCAGUGGCCACUAGUGUCAUCCGUCACACUGCUGAUAACUCUCCCUGCAACCACAUUCCUUCACCGCUGAUUGAAAGACUGGACUCAAGUAGUCAAAAUCUUAGGACAGAGAUGAAAGGAAAAGUAUCAAGCCAAUGUAAGCAUGCUAAGGACAUGCGCACUUCUACAGAUUUUGCAAGUAAAUGCUUUUUGCAGCAGAAUUGCACCAGCCUAGUUACCAAGGACCAACAGCAAGCGGUGCCCUCCUUAGCACUGCCUUGUGCACCAGAUAAAGUUGAUACUGAACAUCAAAAAUUAGCCAGAUCUUUACCAGCACGCUUACCAUCUAUACCUGUGACAAACACUCCAGUUAUUUGCCAGAUGUUCCCAGUGAAUGGAAGAGGAAGAGGAGGAGGGGGAGGUGUCAUUUCGGCAUUCAUCCAAACCCAGCCCAACUGUGUAAAGCCUGCAGUUACCCAGGUGACUCCAGUUUCUCAACCUCUUUUGAUGGGAACAUCCAUGCCACAAGGAGCUGUGAUGUUUGUGCUACCCCAACCCUCUCUCACGCCACCAUCUCCAGGUCAACAGACAGUGAUGACAGUUGGCAACACAAAGUUAUUGCCGCUUGCACCAGCUCCAGUCUUUGUCUCGUCAGGCCAAAACUGUGUACCGCAGAUGGAUUUCUCUAGAAGACGCAAUUAUAUUUGCAGCUUUACUGGAUGCAGGAAGACCUACUUCAAGAGUUCUCACUUAAAAGCACACCUCCGAACUCACACAGGCGAGAAACCAUUUAACUGUAAUUGGGAAGGGUGUGACAAAAAGUUUGCACGCUCAGAUGAGCUUUCGCGACACCGCAGGACUCACACCGGAGAGAAGAAGUUCAAAUGCCCUGUUUGUGAUCGACGCUUCAUGCGCAGUGACCACCUCACCAAACAUGCUCGUCGUCAUAUGACUACAAAGAAAGUACCCAAUUGGCAGGCUGAGGUUAACAAACUGAAUAAAAUUGCUGCAUCGACACCUUCUGUCAGGAAUCCUGCCAUCCCCAUGACAAGUGUAUUGAUUUCUCCACCAACAUCCGCCUAAAUGAGAUAACCUACAGAGAAUUUGCACUAUGUUGUCAGAAAAUUAAAACUGACUAAAUUGUCAGUAGGGACUGAACAAGCAGCUGUUGUCUGAUGGACUUUUAAAGCAAUUCUGAAUGCUGCAUGUUUUUACUGGAUUCUCAAGUAUGAAUUCAUUUCUCUUUCCUAUGUAUGUGAGUAGUGACAAGAUACAUUUGUAAACUAGCUGGACCUGAAAAUCUGAUAAGCCUAAGGGUGGAAUUUUCCUUUCAUUUGUAGCAGUGAAAUUCUACCAGUGUUCAGCAUGGAAAGCUAUCAUCAUAUUGUAAACCUUUAAUUGUAAUGUAAAUAGUAUUUGCUAUGCACAUUGUAUACUUGCUCUAUUUAAUAAAACAAUUUUCAUGUA
Carcharodon carcharias (great white shark) is the source of this 2153-nucleotide messenger RNA. RefSeq names its product Kruppel-like factor 11a (gene klf11a). Gene Ontology annotation, molecular function: DNA-binding transcription factor activity, RNA polymerase II-specific; RNA polymerase II cis-regulatory region sequence-specific DNA binding. Bases 192 to 1769 code for a protein of 525 amino acids. Gene Ontology annotation, biological process: regulation of transcription by RNA polymerase II. The record is from RefSeq and is a predicted model, not a curated record. NCBI's taxonomy places the organism in Eukaryota, Metazoa, Chordata, Chondrichthyes, Lamniformes, Lamnidae. The transcript is spliced from 4 exons.